Molecule: messenger RNA, 2015 nt
Organism: Serpula lacrymans var. lacrymans S7.9
Lineage: Eukaryota; Fungi; Basidiomycota; Agaricomycetes; Boletales; Serpulaceae
Exons: 5
Coding region: 178-1473 (431 amino acids)
Biological process (GO): phosphatidylinositol dephosphorylation
Molecular function (GO): phosphatidylinositol-4,5-bisphosphate 5-phosphatase activity
Source: RefSeq, a predicted model, not a curated record
AGGCCAUCCCACACCAACUAAACGUUUUGGCCAUUCUCUCCCGCACCUCUUCAAGUUGAGCUGGUCUCCAUACCUAUAUCUUGAAAAGUGUUCCUGCAACACUUGUAUAUCUCGCUGUAACAUCUUCUAUCGCUGACGUUGCGAGUGUAUAACAAUUGUACCGGUGAUCGUGCUACCAUGGCCACCACCAACGAACGCCUAUUAGUCCAGAUUGGCUCGUACAAUACGAAUCUACAGGGCGGCGCUGGAGUACCCCAGGAUCUCGUGGACUGGUUGGCCCCAACAUUGCAAGUUUCAAGUUUUCUCUCGCGACAAACACGAGCUCCCGACAUCGUUGCUGUGGGAUUCCAGGAGUUGCUACCUCUCCACCUUGGAUUUUCUGGACUAUCUAACACUGUACUGAACCACAGAGCCGAGCAUAUACGCUCUCAGAUUGAGGCCCAUGCACCCAACAAAGAACGAUACUCGCUGGUUGCGAAGGUCGUUAACGUGGGGGUCGCGUUACUUGUAUAUGCACGAGAUGAUAGUGUAGCUCGUCAUGUCUGCGACGUACAAACACAAUGGACGGGUUGUGGACCAGCCUAUAUGGGAAACAAGGGUGGUGUGGGUAUCCGCUUUCGUGUCAAACCCGAGGGGAAUAUGGCAGGGGAAACCUUCACCUUUGUUUGCGCACAUCUGGCUGCCCAUGAACCGAAACUUGCUCAACGUGUCGCUGAUUAUAACCACAUCGUCAAGACACUUCUCUUUCCUGCGCUCCCUACAUCCGGCCUCACCGGCCCAACCACCAUGUAUUCAACCUCUCAUCUCUUCUUUCUCGGUGAUCUCAACUUCCGAGUGUCGAUACCUCCUUCACACCCUCUUAUUGCAUCCACUAAGCGCGACGAGGCAGUGGCUUAUAUGAAGACCCAAACUUUGCGAGCAGAAUUGAAGGAAUACGACCAACUUCUAGUCGAACGUCGAAAAGGUCGUGUUUUCAUUGGCUUGAAAGAAGCUGAAUUCUGGUCGUUCCAAUGUACAUACAAGUACCAGCUCGGCGAAGUCGAUAAAUACAGUACGAAAAGGACGCCCUCAUGGACUGACAGAAUUAUGUUUGCAACUCACACCGAUUCACCUGACACACCAGAGAAAUCUAACAUCACCAGUUUGCUAUAUACAUCCAUUCCCUCCUACACAACGUCAGAUCACAAACCAGUCGCCAGUCUCCUGCUUUUACCUAGUCCUUCCUUACCUGCGCCCACGGUCCCACUUCUUCGCCUUCCAUCUACCUUUACCCCUACGCCUGAUCCUCUUGCCACACUAAAGCGUUUCACAGGGCGAACGUUAGAUCGUAUAGUAGGUUACGUCUGGUGGUUUCUCGUGCUUGUUGGUGCAGGCUCUGCCAUAAUCGGUGCAUUCAACUUCCUCCUCGGUUUUGGUGCGUGGAGUUGGUAUCGUUCGUCGUCUGAUACGCCCGCAUCAUCACCUGUUGUUUGAGAGCCAUUAAACUGGUCUGGACAUGAUUGUAGUAAGAUAUAGUCUACAGAUACGCGGGGGUGGUGACAUGUGCUACUACUCUGAAUUUAAAUAUCAAUCGUAUCUAAUAUUUGGUUCUACUUAUAUAUUAUGUACCAGUGCAGCUCUUCUGCCCAGAUCCCAGUAUUGAACGACAUUACAACGUUACAAGCGAUGCGUAUACAGAUAGUAUAUAUGUACGUACACUUAUACAUUUUGUUCUCUACUAGUAUAUCAGUCUGUCACAGCAAUUGCCUUGGUGCUUUGUGUUUGUUCCGUUCAUCCUCAUUGACGUCCACUAGUGUCUCUUCUCUGGUUAUUACCACAGUAGGAACCUCCGCUUCAUCCGUACCUACCUCCCCUGGAGACUCCUCGAUGUCACCCGACCGUAACUCAGGUAUACGGACGAAUGCAAGUAGCACGAAAGCCACAGCCACCGAAGUGGAAGAUAGGAGAAAUAUUGCCUGCGGGAGAAUGGUGACUGUCUUGAAGUACAGGAAGCCAUAGGCGGCAGGACUUAUGAU